Messenger RNA from Paramormyrops kingsleyae, 1576 nucleotides. It is a transcript of the gene atg4b, whose product is annotated as autophagy related 4B, cysteine peptidase. Gene Ontology annotation, cellular component: cytoplasm. Lineage: Eukaryota; Metazoa; Chordata; Actinopteri; Osteoglossiformes; Mormyridae. Gene Ontology annotation, biological process: autophagosome assembly; mitophagy; C-terminal protein lipidation. The record is from RefSeq and is a predicted model, not a curated record. Gene Ontology annotation, molecular function: cysteine-type endopeptidase activity; protein-phosphatidylethanolamide deconjugating activity.
CGAAUCGGUGUAAACCGUUACUGCCGAUCGACCACAUGACGCCUGGUCGCCCAACAAGGUAGGGUGAGUCAUUGACGGGAUGGAUGCAGCUACCCUGACGUACGACACACUGCGCUUCGGUGAGUUUGAAGAUUUCCCGGAGACCGCGGAGCCCGUGUGGAUUUUGGGGAGAAACUUCAGCGCACUAACAGAAAAGGACGAGAUCCUCUCUGAUGUUUCUUCGCGUCUGUGGUUCACGUACAGGAAAAACUUCCAACCCAUUGGAGGAACGGGCCCCACGUCAGAUACUGGCUGGGGUUGCAUGCUUCGGUGCGGGCAGAUGAUCUUAGCUGAGGCCUUGGUCUGCAGGCAUCUAGGCCGAGACUGGAGGUGGCAUGGGGGCCAGCGUCAGAGAGAGGAGUAUGUCAGCAUCCUCAAUGCUUUUAUCGACAAGAAAGACUGCUAUUACUCUUUACAUCAGAUCGCCCAGAUGGGCGUCGGAGAGGGGAAAUCUAUUGGCCAGUGGUACGGACCCAACACAGUGGCACAAGUUCUCAAGAAGCUCUCUGUCUUCGAUUCUUGGAGCCGAUUGGCUGUUCAUGUAGCCAUGGAUAACACUGUGGUCAUCGAGGAGAUAAAGAGGCUGUGUAUGCCUUGGCUGGACUACGCGGGCGCCGCCUGCUCUGAGCCGGAGCCUGACCCGCAGCGGGGGCUCAACGGCUGCCUGGAGGGGGCGUGCGCCAUGGCUGUGGAGGAGAUGGUGCUGUGGAAACCGCUGGUGCUGCUGAUCCCACUGCGCCUGGGCCUCAGCGACAUCAACGAGGCCUACAUGGAGACACUGAAGCAAUGCUUCAUGCUGCCUCAGUCUCUCGGCGUCAUAGGAGGGAAACCCAACAGCGCUCACUACUUCAUCGGCUUUGUGGGUGAGGAGCUCAUCUACCUGGACCCCCACACCACCCAGGUUGCCGUGGAGCCGUCCCACGAUGGUCAGGUGCCAGACGACACCUACCACUGUCAGCAUCCGCCAUGCCGAAUGAACAUCCGAGAGCUGGACCCCUCCCUCGCAGUGGGGUUCUUCUGCCAGACGGAGGAGGACUUUGAUGACUGGUGCAUGCGCAUCCGAAAGAUGUCCUGCAGCAGAGAGGCCCUCCCCAUGUUUGAGCUGGUCGACAGUCAGCCAUCACAUUAUGCCAGCGCUGACGUGCUCAACCUAACCCCAGAUUUCUCCGACUCAGACCGACUGGAGCGGUUCUUUGACUCCGAGGAUGAGGAAUUUGAGAUCCUGUCUCUGUGAAGCGGAGCGUUUGCCCUGUACUCGAGUACGGAGAGACCUUCUGGGUGGUGCAGUGGGAGGGGGAUGGGGAGGGGGGGGUCUCAGCUUUGUAACCAGCUACAGACUUACGUUCAGCUCCCAAGACGUCAGUUACAGAGGCACUAGAAUCAUGGUUUAUUUCUUUUUUGUUUACAGUUUGCCACUAAAUCCUAGUAAUUUAUUUUGUAUAUAAAAUGAGAAAAACAAAAAAAGUGCAGCUUGGGGUGCUUUCCGUGUACGCAGCAGCAUUACUGUCCCCCAAUAAAGCAUCCUGUUGCAACUCUG